Nilaparvata lugens (brown planthopper) is the source of this 1694-nucleotide messenger RNA. It is a transcript of the gene Nadk2, whose product is annotated as NAD kinase 2, mitochondrial. Bases 436 to 1605 code for a protein of 389 amino acids. The transcript has 10 exons. Gene Ontology annotation, biological process: NAD+ metabolic process; NADP+ biosynthetic process. Gene Ontology annotation, cellular component: mitochondrion. Gene Ontology annotation, molecular function: NAD+ kinase activity. NCBI's taxonomy places the organism in Eukaryota, Metazoa, Arthropoda, Insecta, Hemiptera, Delphacidae. The record is from RefSeq and is a predicted model, not a curated record.
AGUAUGAUCGAGAUGGCAAUGACAAAAUCAUAUAAAAAUAUAACGGUUAAUAUUUUGACGUUUGAAUAAAUUUAUUUGAGUGGACAAAAUAAAUUGAAGUUGAAUGAUUGAUUAUGCUAAUGAUUUUGAUAUGAAAUUUUUACAAUGUGACACCAAAGUUCACCUUCGAAUCUCGCUACAAUUAGGCGCGCUCAUUAAUUACUAUUACCUAUUUAUCUUGAAUGCAGAAGUGUUUUAGGUUAUAAUAUUUUGAUUUCAAAGAACAUGUAGGCUGAAGGUUUGAAGGUUCGCUCAUGUGAAAUGAAGUUUUUUUUUUUUUAAAUUCUAAACUGGAUGACAUAUCAAUAUAUUAUUUUUUUGAAUACAUGACUUUCAUUCAAAAAUCAUCUCUAAAUCAGUGUCUGAAAGAAAACAAAGCUAACUACGAUAUAGGAGAUGUGGAACAUUUUACGAAAAAACAUUGGCAGAGCUGUUGUAUGCAGAUGCAGCUAUACGACAAGGCCUCAAUUCAAAAUCAAAAGGGCGUUAAUUGUCUCCAAGAUGACAAGGUAUGAAUUGGAGAAGUUCAGAGACCCUAACUUUGACAAGACUGAUAUUGAGAAUGUGGUUCGGAGAGGUAUAGACUUGGAUGCUAUUAGGAAAUUCUAUGAUGUGCAUAAAUCAUAUGAAACUUAUGUGGUAGACACUCUAAACUCAUUUGAUAUAGAAACAAGGAUUGUAAACAGAACAAAUUAUAAAGCAUCGGAUCUGGAGUGGUGCGAUGCUGUCAUGCCAGUUGGUGGAGAUGGCACAUUUCUUUUGGCUGCCAGCUAUGUUCCCGACUAUAACAAACCAGUCAUUGGUUUUAAUUCGGAUCCAUCACGGUCAGAAGGACACCUCUGCUUACCAAAGAAAUAUUCGAAAAAUUUGACUCCCGCUCUUGAAAAACUGAGUGAGGGUAAAUUCUCUUGGAGGAUGCGAACUCGUAUUAGAAUAACUUUGAAAGGAACAGAUGCUAUGAAAUUUCCGAAACAAAUGCAUAAUCAACAGAUGUUGAUGCCUGAAUUUAGAUUUGAUGACUUGAAAAAAAACAGUAAGACUGAUAACAAAUUUCGACUGCCUUAUCUUGCAUUGAAUGAGGUUUUCAUUGGAGAGUGUUUAUCUGCGCGAGUCUCUUAUUUUGAGCUGAAAUUGCCCAACCACCCACUCACCAAAGUUAAAAGCUCAGGUCUGUGCAUCUGUACCGGCACAGGAUCAACAUCUUGGCAUCUCUCAAUGAAUAGAAUCACAAAGCAAAGCAUAGAGCAAGUACUCAAGUUCGCUAAUGCGACUUCCGACAAAGUUGAAAGUAUCGUUCAAGACUUCAACAAUUCUCUCAUUUUCAGUCCAGAAGAAACAAAACUAGGUUACACUGUGAGAGACUUGAUAUCUGCGGGAGUUUGGCCACAUCCUCCCGGUCUACCACCCCGAGGAUUCAGUCACAAAAUUGAGGUGAAUUCGAAAUGCAUUGAUGCCGGGUUAGUAAUAGAUGGUGGAAUUUCAUAUCCUUUCAAUGAUGGGACUAAAGCAAUAUUAGAGGUGAAUUUGCAAGAUGCACUGAGGACGAUCGUUCUUUUCGAAGAUUAAGCUAGAUUAUAUUUAUUUUUUUAUUGUUCUUUUUGUAAACUAUUUGUACCAUUCAUAAUGUCUUGUAUGUUAAAUUGUUAAACCUUAAA